Biomphalaria glabrata is the source of this 573-nucleotide messenger RNA. RefSeq lists its product as uncharacterized. Lineage: Eukaryota; Metazoa; Mollusca; Gastropoda; Planorbidae. The record is from RefSeq and is a predicted model, not a curated record. The transcript has 2 exons. Bases 1 to 573 code for a protein of 190 amino acids.
AUGGAUAAUUUGUCAAGCAUUUGCAUUAGUGACUUAAGUGUAUCAUCAAGAACGUGUUCAGCUGCACUGUCCACUAGUGGUCAGCCUGAGCUCACCAGCUACUUCCAGUCUCUGAUUAUUGAUACAGUCAACAGAGUCGCUAUAAACACAGUCCUUGGGAUGACUGGAGUUGCGUCCAACGUCAUCAAUAUGUGUGUAUUUCUAAAACAAGGUCUUCACGUGUCCAUGAAUAUCAAUUACUUUGUUCUGGCAAAUGUCGACCUACUCCGGACCAUCAACUACCUCUGGAUGACUGUGUGUUUAAAUCCUGAAAUAGAGACGCUAGAUGCCCCAUUCAUUUUCCAGGACAUUCAAUAUUUGACCAACGGUUGGAUCAGUGGAAGUCUUGAAAGAGUGACCAUAUUCAUCAUAGCCUUUAUGACAGUUCAAAGAUGUUUUUCCAUCUUAAGGCCCCUCACUAUCAAAAGAAUGAUCACACCUGUACGAUCUGCCAUCGUUUUUACUUCAGAUGAAGCAGCAGUCAAAGUGGAGACUUACUACUCUCAUCAAGAACCAGCACCCAGUUAUUUCUAA